Selaginella moellendorffii is the source of this 4357-nucleotide messenger RNA. RefSeq names its product probable disease resistance protein At1g61300. Bases 169 to 3522 code for a protein of 1117 amino acids. Gene Ontology annotation, biological process: defense response to fungus. NCBI's taxonomy places the organism in Eukaryota, Viridiplantae, Streptophyta, Lycopodiopsida, Selaginellales, Selaginellaceae. Gene Ontology annotation, molecular function: ADP binding. The record is from RefSeq and is a predicted model, not a curated record. The transcript is spliced from 3 exons.
CUGUUUGUACAAAUAGAGGUGUUUCUCAAGCGAUGUAGCGAUCGUUGCGGUGCUCACUGUGAAUCUCUUAGAGUGAGUGAGUCACAGCUGUGAAAAAAGUCCGAUCUACAAGGUCAAGAGUUAAUAUUGCGCUUCUUUCUGGGAACCUUUACUUGUAGGUUUACAGGCAUGGAGGUUGUGGGCUCCUUGGCAGGCGCCUUGUGUGGCUUGGCUCUGGGCCCUGCUAAGAAGAUAUGGGACUGCAAUGCCAACAUUGACACGCUGGAGAACAAGGCGCACCACAUCCAGGCCAAGAUCAACGCUUUCAGCGAUCACAAGCAGCAGAAUUCUGGCUUCACGUUCUCUGAAGCGGCCGAGGAAUGCUUGGAGCGUGUCAGGGAAUGGAACACCAAGGCACAAGCACUCUUGGGAUCACGCGACAACAGGAUCUGGAGCCCCAUAAAGCGGUACAAGCGGAGUGACGAGAUCGCGAAGUCCUUAAGUGCCUAUGACGAUCUCCUGUCGCAGAUCCAAGGUCACGAGCAUGAGCUGAAUGUCCACGUUGAGGAGCUAAAGAAGAGGGCAUCCAGAAUCCAGGCCACGCUUGACAAGUUUAAUGCUCCCAAGCACAGGAAUCCAGACUUCCGCUACUCUGGUGAGGCUGAGGCGUGGCUGACUGAACUGACUGAAUGGACUAAGAAGGCGCAAGCGCUGCUUGGAUCACAGGAGAAGCGAUCUGGCGCGAUUUCGGAGCUGGUACGCACUUGCGAGGACGAUCUCCUCCCGCAGAUUGAAAGGUACGAGCGAGAAGAGUUGAGAGUGAUACAGCCGAGCACCAGCUUUUCCGUACGGAGUUGUCCACAAGACAGAGGUCUCGUAAACUAUGUACGGCGUGGUGGUCCCGAGCCCAGCGACAUGUUUGGCCGCCAUGGGGAGCAGCUGGAUGAGGUGGUGAAUGCCCUCCUGGAUCCACAAGCCCCGGGGAAAUGGUUUGGACUCCUGGGAAUGGGAGGGUGUGGCAAGACCACCCUUGCAAGCUUCGUGCACAAUGACGAGAGGGUCCGGCAGCAUUUCCAUGACAACAUUGUGUGGAUCACUGUCAAGAAAGAUGCAUCGGAGGACGAUCUCAGGGCCCAGCUCCUCAACACUCUUGAAUGGGGCGGCAUGAAAGAGAGGGCCCAAAAUGCAGGCACCCUUGAGCAUGUGCAGCACUUGGCACAAAAUGUUGCUCGUGGAAUUUGUGUCUUGCUGAUACUGGAUGAUGUGUGGGACAUGAGCUGGGCCAAGGGACUGGAUUUUAUAGCAGGGCCGUCCUCUUACAGCCGGGUGCUGGUAACAACCAGAAAGGAAGGCAUUUUGAGCAUGCUGGGUGCAAAGGCAUUUCCUGUGCAUGAGCUAUCAGAGGCCGAGAGCAAAAAGAUGUUUUGGAAGUUUGCCUUUUAUGAUUCACUACCUAGUGAUCCGGACAUUGUGAAAGUUGCCGAGAGAAUAGCUAGCAAAUGUGAGGGGCUCCCUUUAGCUCUUGAAGUGAUUGGCAGUGCCAUGGCUGUCUACAGGAAUGAGGGGCCACAGGUGUGGAAAGAACGCUAUCAGAAGAUGCAUUUGUUGAAUGACGGGGACAUUGAGAAGCGGAUGUUCCAGCGCUUGAAGUUUAGCUAUGACGAGCUGGGACGCUUUAAUAAGGAUGAAAAGCUGCAAGAGUGCUUUCUCUAUGUGGCUGCGUUUCCAGAAGAUCGGCGAAUCGAGUUUGAUGAUCUGAGAAAAUGUUGGAUAGCGGUUGGGUCAGAACUCUCGCCUCUGCAGAUUGUUAGUGAACUGGAACGAAGAUGCCUAGUGAAGACAACUAGUAUACUUCGGGAAAAGUAUGUAACUGUGCACGAUAUGGUACGCAAGCUGUGCAUAAGAAUCUUGAAAGGGAAGUACCCACCCCAGGAAGAGCACGAGAAGGGAUGUCUGUUUGGCUAUGAUUGUCCACCUGGGAUUUCUCCAACAUUUUCUAAAGUUUCAUUCAUUCAAAAGAAUGUUACAAGGAGCCUUUUGUCUGACAUUCAUGUGCGAGAUGUCUUGCUUCUCGAUGGAUGUCAUUCUAGAGUGGAUGUCAGUCUUAUUAUAGAUCACAUCCAAAAUGUCAAGGUAUUGAGCUUGUAUAGAAAUUGGGUCCGUUUUAUUCCAGAGAGCAUAUCCAAGCUGAGAAACCUUCAAGUGCUUGACCUUCGAGAUUCAGGUGUGCCUCAAUUGCCAGAUGGGCUCUUCAGCUUGACAUCACUGAAGGUUUUGAAAUACAAUGACAUCACAAAAUUCAACUUUGCAUUACUGCCCCAAUUAUUCAACUUGGAAGAGCUGGACCUUCAUUCCUAUAAGGAGUUAGCUGUGGAUUUGAGUGGCCUACACAAGCUAAGACAUUUAAAGGUAAACCUCCACAAUGCAACAAUAAAAAUACCUCAAAGCCUUGGUGCACUAGAGGACAUUGAGACACUGGAGUUGCGGGCAAAGAGCAUGGACUUUGCCGAUUUCACCGGCCUGUGGCAACUUGUCAAUCUAAGACGAUGUAACAUUACGGUGGAAUCGACUAUUAAACUUGACUGGAAGCGAAUGUUUAAGAAUUCGAAACAGCUUGAGGACUUUACCAUUGACAGGGUACAAGACGGUGAAAACAAUGCCGAUAGCCUCGAAUGGCCACAGCUACAAUUUUUAAGGAUCACAAACAAUGAGACAAUGAAAGACCUGUCUUGGCUAAAGGGCUUUCAACGGCUACGAGAACUUCACCUAGACUACAGUGGUAUCCAGUUCUUCAGUCUGGAUGGAUCGUUCCCAUGCCUUGAACGUGUGGAGCUUCUUUCCAAUGAGUUAGCUGUGGAUCUGAGUGGAAUUUCAAGCCUACACAAGCUAAGACAUUUAGACCUACACCUCCACGAUGCAACAAUAAAAAUACCGCACAGCCUUGGUGCACUAGAGGACAUUGAGACACUGGUGUUGUGUGCAAAGAGCAUGGACUUUGGUGAUUUCACCGGCCCGUGGCAACUUGUCAAUCUAAGACUAUGUGACAUUAGCGUGCAAUCGACUAUCAAACUUGACUUGAAGCGAAUGUUUAAGAAUUCCAAACAGCUUCAGCACUUUUCGAUUGACGGGGUACAAGACGGUGAAAACAAUGGGACAAUGAAAGACCUGUCUUGGCUAAAGGGCUUUCAACGGCUACAAGUACUUCACAUAGACUGCAGUGGCAUCCAGUUCUUCAGUCUGGAUGGAUUGUUCCCAUGCCUUGAAGUUCUGGGCCUUCAAAAUCUACACAUUGCACAGUCCGAGUUCAAGGACGAUUUGGCAGCAAGUCUUCCAAACCUGAAGAGGUUAAGAUUCUAUCUGGCUCCUGAUAAUACAUGGGAGCAUUUGCCUCUCUUUGUGACACAACUCCCCAAAGACCUUGAUGAACUGAGAGUAGAAGGUUACAUGAGGAGACUCUUGAUGCCAACCGAAAGAUCACAGCUGAAGGUGAAACAGGUCGAAUUAUUCGCGAGGGAGGCUAUUAUUAAGCAGCUCCCCCAAUGAUUUCUUUGAGCCAACAGACCAGAUGACUGCUCUAACAAAAGUAACCUUGGAUAGGAACGAAAAUAUUCCAUCAUCCAUUGCAUCCCUUCCAGGAUUGGAGGAACUUGUGCUCUUUGGUCAUGAUGAUGUAGUGUGGCCCCAAUUGAGUUCAGACAAUCACGGCCUUGGCUUAUUUCCAAGGCUCGAAUCCCUAUGGUGCCCAAAAGGUACGAAAGUUCCACCUUGGCUUGUGGAACGGCCGGAUCUCCACAUCGACACUUUCAAACCUUGCUCCUUCAGUGGACAUCGAUUGGGUUCUUGAAGAUCUGCGCAAAUGCUACACUAUUUUGCAUCACAAGCAGGACAUCAAAAAACGAAAACAGAGAUUUCACAGCGUCAGCAGCGUUUGGAGAAGAAACAGUUUCUUUUUUUCUUACAAAUCGUAUUCUCGGGAUAUUACUUUACUCUCGUGGUUUUGGUGUACAGAGUAAAUGGUAAAAUAUGGAAAACAUAGGAAUAUUAAGAAUAUGCACUUUUCGAGAUCAAUGUAGCGAUCUCUCUCGAUCCUGAUUGCUUUGGUUUGUGGAAGCCAUCCACAUCGCCACAUUCCCCAUACUUUUGGAUAAUGAAAUUGGCGGCUGAAUAAGACAAUGAAAGGGUUGCACAGCUUCGAAGUUGCAUCGCUGCCAAGGAUUGGAAACUCUUGUGAUGCAGUGUCAAUCACAGCCUUUGCUUAUUUGCAACCCAGACUUGUGGAAUCGAGAAAAACUAGGCAUGUUGUGACACAUUCUCGUCAACUAGCAAUCCAUUAGAAACGAAGAAAAUUUAAUAAUACACAAACACAACAAUUUGCGCA